GUGUGUUCCCCUUUAAGAGGCCCCCACCUCUCCAGGCGCGGCGGGAGGCAGAGCACAUUCCUGGAACAGCGCGCGAGAGAGAAAAAAAUCACCAGCGACCUGUUUCAAGUCGCCCCAAUAGAAACUGUGCCUGAUUUGUGGCCAAUGUUGGAGAUGUAAAAAAAAAAAAAAAAAAGGGAGAGAAGAGGAGGAGGAGGAGGUGGGGGAGAGGGAAAACACUAAAGGGGGUAGCUAUGGAGAUAGAACGUUUUCCUGGCUGCUUUCUUUGACAGGUGUUGAGUGGGGUAAAAGUCUUAAAACAGAAUCCAGCAUGUACGCCAAAGGUAAAGGAGCUGUCGUCCCUUCUGAUAGUCAAGCGAGAGAAAAGUUAGCUUUGUAUGUGUAUGAGUACUUGCUGCAUGUUGGCGCACAGAAAUCGGCACAGACCUUCCUGUCAGAGAUCCGAUGGGAGAAGAAUAUCACAUUAGGAGAGCCUCCUGGAUUCCUGCACUCAUGGUGGUGUGUAUUCUGGGAUCUGUACUGCGCAGCUCCAGAUCGACGGGAGACAUGUGAACAUUCCAGCGAGGCCAAGGCUUUCCACGACUAUAGUGCGGCAGCAGCUCCCAGUCCUGUGAUGGGCAACAUGCCGCCCAACGAUGGCAUGCCAGGUGGACCCAUGCCUCCCGGCUUCUUUCAAGGCCCACCUGGGUCACAACCAUCACCUCAUGCACAGCCCCCUCCACACAACCCCAACAACCCCAUGAUGGGGCCACACGGCCAGCCAUUCAUGUCUCCACGGUACCCAGGUGGACCCCGCCCAUCACUCCGCAUGCCAAAUCAGCCCCCCGUUGGUGUCCCCGGGUCACAGCCGCUCCUGCCAAACAGUUUGGACCCCACCAGACCGCAAGGACAUCCAAACAUGGGCGGCCCAAUGAGGAUGAACCCACCCAGAGGAAUGGGAGGCAUGGGCCCACAGAACUACGGCGGUGGAAUGAGGCCUCCUCCGAACUCUCUCGGCGGUCCUGGAAUGCCUGGCAUGAACAUGGGUCCGGGAGGUCGAGGGCCGUGGCCUAACCCUAACGCAAACUCAAUAGCAUACUCAUCUUCAUCACCAGGAAACUAUGUGGGGCCUCCAGGAGGUGGCGGACCUCCAGGAACUCCCAUCAUGCCAAGCCCAGGAGACUCGACGAAUUCCAGUGAAAACAUUUACACGAUGAUGAAUCCAAUCGGCCCUGGUGGCAACAGACCGAACUUCCCAAUGGGGCCGGGGCCCGACGGUCCAAUGGGUGGAAUGGGAUCGAUGGAGCCGCAUCAUAUGAACGGGUCUUUAGGCUCGGGUGAUAUGGAUGGGUUGCCAAAGAACUCUCCGAACAACAUGGCAGGUAUGAACAAUCCCCCAGGGACUCCGCGGGACGACGGGGAGAUGGCAGGCAACUUCUUAAACCCAUUCCAAAGUGAAAGUUAUUCACCCAACAUGACGAUGAGUGUGUGAUUCUUCUUUUUUUAUUUUGUUUUUUAUUUUAUUUUAUUUUAUUUUUUACCCCGCCCCCUCAUCCCCCUCAUCUCCUCGUCUCUGCUGCGUUCGGCAUGUUGUUGUUUUUUUUUAUUUGUUCGAUCUUCAACUCCCCACAACUCCCUCAAACACUCUGGGUUGGCGCCCUUCAGCCGGUCGGUGUGGCCACGGAGCGAAGGACGCCCAGUACAAAGCCGAAAAGAAGCAGGCCUCAGGUCACAGGAAGAGCCUUCUGACGGACUCAACCAGCCUGCCGGGCUUCGUAUCUGGAUCGGGCCCUCGAUUGAACCACCGUGUGUGUGUUUGUACAUGUGCGUGUGUGUGUGGGACUGUGCCAGGAAGACACUUCAUAACUAGCUGCUCAUCAGCAUUGAGGCUGGUGGCUUUAUUUCAGCCCCGUUUGAUCAUUUUUUUCGUCUUUUUAUCGGCAAUGAAACACUGAAACUAGCGGUUGUUUGAUUGCUGUGUACAUUUUAAAAUGGAAAAAGCUAAACUGUUGACGCUAGGGGCAGGAAUGGUCUCAUUACAAUAUAUUUGUAUAUUAUUGAUAAUAUUAUUGUUAUAAUUUUCAUAAUUGCUAUGAUGAUGAUGACGAUGUACUCAUAAUUUUAUGGAUUUUCCUGUAAAGGGCACAUUUGUAUCUCAACAACAUCAAUGACAGAAUAAGCACACAUUCAAAUGCACAAUGACACUUCUGUUUACAUGAUUUUAGGUAUUUGUUUGUCUCUUUUGUUUGAAUUUGUGUCUUUGCAUAUACCUCUUCCUGUGUUCUUCAUCGAACUGAUGUCAUCACUACCGGGAUGUACAACCUCAGUUUUGUGUCUCUGUCAACAAAGUGGCUACAAUCACUGGUUUAAUGCACCCGUCGGCACUGUAUUUAAAAAUUGGAGUAUAUUUCAAAGUCUAAAAGGGUGACAUUUUCAUUUUCACUGCCAUCGCGGAUUGCUCCAUCCUUGGCUUGGUCACGAACGGCCUAUAAUGAAUACAUUUUACCAUCCAUUCUUGAUGAUUUGCCGUUACAUAGUUACGAUAUCAUUCACGUUCAUUGCAAUUUUGCCACUACGUGUUUGCCAUGUUGUCUUUUUUAGAAAUAUUACCCACGUGUUUGUAAAAGUAGUUGGACGCAGGCUGCUCUUACAAGCACGAGUUUCCUUGUGCUCUAUAGUCCCAUGUCUGUAAAUAUAACUUCUUCUUUUUUUUUUUGGUCAUGGACCUUAUUGGUAUUUUCAAUACACUACUUGUCUGUGAAGCUCAUUUGUGGUCCCAUCUCUUUCUUCAAAUGAGGUUGCCCUCGGAUGCCAAACGCAGAGUUUACAGUCAACAUAUUUGUGGUUCAGUAUGAGGAAUUUGAGGGAAAAUCACAUGAAAAGAUGUCUGGGUCACAUUUUACCCCUCAAUAAAAAGUAAAAAAGAAUCCGUUAAUUUAAUUGACUAUUUUAGAGCAGUUUUUUUGUAUUACGGCAUUAUUUUGACAUGACAGCUGAGUGCAUAUUCCCCAAAUUUCGCAUUAGUUAUGCAUCAGUGUGUUUUUUUUUGUUGUUUUUUUUUAUUUUUUUAUAUAAAUCAGGAUAAAUAAAGGGAGUACAACCAAUACACUCAUGUUCUGUGAAAAUUUAGUUGUUUUGCAUAAUAAAAAGGGCUUUUGUUGCUUUACAGUAUAUACUUGGAAUGGAAUGUGCCUAUUUAUGAUAAUGAAAUCAUUGUCAAUACAAGAUCUUGACCAAAAAUUGAUGCACCACUUAAUGGAAAUAAAUGAUGUGAUGUUAUUUCCAUCAAUAUCCGAUUCCAUCAGUUUUUUUUUUUGUUUUGUUUUUUUUGGGCAAGAUCUUGUAAUGACAAUGCAAGAGUCAAGCACUCUCUAAAGUCUCCUCCAGCACAUCCCAAAGACUUUGAAUGAAUUUAAGGUCUGGAUUCAUGUGUGAAAAUGAUUCUUCAUGCUCCCUCCCAACCAUUCUUUCACAAUUUGAGCCUGAAGAAUCUUGACAUUGUCAUCCUGGAAUAUGGCCAUAAUGUGUCUUCCUAUAUGGUUGUUUAAGAAAUGAAAAGCUACACACUCCAUCAGUUAGGGUUAGAAGAACUGUUCCCAAAUAUAUAACCUGCUAGAAACAUCAUAAUCACUGCAAUAAUGAUCCAUUCAUAAACUCUUAAGCAUUUGUCUAUUUAAAUCCAAGCAGCGACUUUUUUUUUUUUUUUUUUUUUUUGCCUGGGCAGUAUAUAUAUAUAUAUAUAUAUAAUUCUGAAUUUGGGGUGAAAUAUGACUUGGACAGGUUUGGUGAGAUUCUCCUUUGUAUAUAAUUGACACUAAUUCCCACUGAACUCAUGAAAGCAGCCAUUUCAUACCUACAAUUAUUUAAUCAGUGCUUCAUCACAGGAAAUAUUAAUCGAUCAUUGUGACACAUUUUAAAAUCACACAUUUCUUGAUGGUUAGGUCGACCUUGCCAGCCCAGUUUAAAAUGCUUUUAUCCAGUGAUUGUAUUAAGGACAUUUUGGUAUUUUGGCCAUCUGAGAGAACCAGGCUCAGCAUCCUGGUAAGUUUUGAAGGGAUGUCCAUGCUUUUCUUUGGUUUGUCUGGUGUGCAGCCCACAACCUUUCUUGACCCUCACCCCUGACCUUUGGUUUACUGUAAAUACUGUAAAAUGCAUUUUGAUAUCAUUGACAUGUUUUGAUAUGUCAGUCACAACCAAUGAGUACAGCUGAAAAUAAGUUAUAAAGAAUCUGUUUGUGUUUUUGUAUUUUAAAGAGAUGCUUUUGCUGUAAAAAACUGCAGGUCGAUGCUCACCCCUAUUGUAAAUCAAGUCUGCAACAGGUUUAUGCUUUUAUUUCUUCAGAAAUAACAAUCGAAGCUUAAAUUCCUCAAAUGUUUAGUUUGUGUGAUGGAAAUGGCUUUUGAUACUGAACAGAAUAUUGAGUCGGUUUACAUCAAAUGAUACGGUUCUGAAGGCUGAAAUUGUUUAGUUGCUCACUGAUCUACUUUCAGUUCUUCAAUGUCCAAUUGUUGGCCAUCUCUGCACUUCUGUUGUGAUGUAUAAUAUUGUAACAUGAGAAAGACGUUUGAGAGGAAAAUGUGUAUUUUGGAGCAGGAAGGGUCAUGGGAGGGAAUGACAGAAAUUUCUCCUGUAAUUUUCAUUGUCCUUUCUUGCGACAUGACAGUAUUCAGUAUGAAGCAGUCUGUCCCUUUGGGUUUGCUUUGUAUUUUAUAGUAGGGUAGCUCAGAUCUUUGUCCUAGGGCCUUAGGUGUCUUGUGUAGGUAAAUAUGUCCUUUGUAUGUUUCUAUAUUGUAAAGUUUCUUUAGACUGAGGAAAAAAAAACAAAAAACAAAAUUUGCUUAUCAAAAAGAAAUGAUUGCAUCAAUAAUAAAUGUAAUUUGAUAUUUU
Ctenopharyngodon idella (grass carp) is the source of this 4866-nucleotide messenger RNA. RefSeq names its product single stranded DNA binding protein 4 (gene ssbp4). NCBI's taxonomy places the organism in Eukaryota, Metazoa, Chordata, Actinopteri, Cypriniformes, Xenocyprididae. The transcript is spliced from 18 exons. Gene Ontology annotation, cellular component: nucleus. Gene Ontology annotation, biological process: positive regulation of transcription by RNA polymerase II. Gene Ontology annotation, molecular function: single-stranded DNA binding; protein binding. Bases 311 to 1471 code for a protein of 386 amino acids. The record is from RefSeq and is a predicted model, not a curated record.